Molecule: messenger RNA, 1906 nt
Organism: Psammomys obesus (fat sand rat)
Lineage: Eukaryota; Metazoa; Chordata; Mammalia; Rodentia; Muridae
Gene: Mak16
Product: MAK16 homolog
Exons: 10
Coding region: 64-945 (293 amino acids)
Biological process (GO): maturation of 5.8S rRNA; maturation of LSU-rRNA
Cellular component (GO): preribosome, large subunit precursor; nucleolus
Source: RefSeq, a predicted model, not a curated record
CCCGGAAAGAGCAUGUCUGCGUCCCUGGUCGUGUGCAACGCGGCGUGCUGACCGGCCGUCACCAUGCAGUCGGACGAUGUUAUCUGGAAUACACUAGGAAACAGACAGUUUUGUUCUUUCAAAAUAAGAACAAAGACUCAGGGCUUUUGCAGAAAUGAAUAUAGUCUGACUGGGCUGUGUAAUCGGUCAUCUUGUCCCCUGGCAAAUAGUCAGUAUGCUACCAUUAAAGAAGAGAAAGGACAGUGCUACCUGUACAUGAAGGUUAUAGAGCGAGCAGCUUUCCCUCGGCGCCUCUGGGAACGGGUUCGGCUUAGUAAAAACUAUGAGAAAGCACUGGAACAAAUAGAUGAAAACUUAAUUUACUGGCCCCGCUUCAUUCGACACAAAUGUAAGCAGAGAUUUACCAAGAUAACCCAGUACCUGAUUCGAGUUAGGAAGCUUACAUUGAAGCGACGGAAGAAACUUGUUCCUUUGAGUAAGAAGGUUGAACGGCGGGAAAAACGAAGAGAGGAAAAAGCAUUAAUAGCUGCCCAGCUGGACAAUGCUAUUGAGAAGGAAUUACUGGAAAGACUCAAACAAGAUACGUAUGGCGAUAUAUACAACUUCCCCAUCCAUGCCUUCGACAAGGCCCUAGAGAAACAGGAAGCAGAGAGUGACUCUGAAGAUGAAGAAGAGGAUGAGGAGGAAGAUGAAGAGGAUGUGGGAAAAAGAGAGUUUGUAGAAGAUGACAUAGAGGAGAGUGACCUGAGUGACUUUGAGGAUAUGGAUAAACUGGAUGCUGACAGUGACGAAGACCAGGAUGCUGAAUCCUCCAGUGAAGAAGAAGUUAAGGCCAAACACAAAGGCAAAGCACCCUUGAAAGGACCUUUGCGGAAAAAACGGGCCUAUGUGGAAAUAGAGUAUGAGCAAGAGACAGAGCCCAUGGCCAAAGCCAAAACAACAUGAGUUCCCAUCACAUGUUUAUCCUGAAACAGUCAACACUUCCAACUGUGCUCUUCUGUGUUAGAUUUCAUACGGUAUUUAUAUUGUUAAUAUUUAUGUCACUUCGGUGGAGCAAAAAAUCUGGAGUGGAAAUUGUAAAGAGUAUUUUUAUAACAUGUGCUGGAACAGCUUGAGCCCAAGGAACCUAACAGAUGAGUUCCUGGAGCUGGGAAUGACACUGUGGCUCUAAAUAUUUCUAAAUUACAAAUACCAAAUUGUCCCCUCCCAAUUUCUACUUAGAAAGGUCAGCAUUUCAAUUUUUUUUUCUUGUUCAGUUUCUCUUAUGAGGAUAAACUGGAGGAGACCAAAGUUCCAACUUAAAAUGUUUAGUACAAAAAUAGAUUUUUAUGUAUAUAUCUCCAUCAUGAUCUGGGAUAGGAAGAGCAGCCUUUCCUGCUGGCCAGUCAUCUUAAGUGACAUGGCAGGGAGCAUCUGCAGAGCCCUGCUGCACUUUCCUAAUGCAGCUCACCACUGUGCUAUCUUCACAGGACAGGACAAUCUUAGCCAGAAGAACCUGAAACACAAAACCAAACAGGCAUUGAUUUUUGUAAAACCUACUGCCUUACUCUUUUUUUCGUAUACUCAAAAAAUGAGAGACUGCAUGGCACUAGGAGAGAGUGCCGCAUCAGAAAAGGUGUUACUUUAAAACCCCUAUAAGUCAUGCCCACAAGUCCCCUGGCUCUGAAGAACCUGCCCAGCUGGAAAACUGCCCAAGCAAAAGGAGCCACAGUGUUUGAAUAAACUGAAAAAGAGCAAAUAAUACUUUAGUUCUACAUGUUUUGGGGCAUAAAUUUCUUAUACUGUUCCUUUACACUUUACAUUGAUUAUUUCUUAUUGUAAAAAUGAGAUAGCCGUUUAAUUACAUGUAAAUAUACCAUAAGCUAUGGUCUUGAAAAUUUUGUGGAAAAUGAAACUAAAGAAAAAC